Messenger RNA from Trypanosoma grayi, 3801 nucleotides. RefSeq lists its product as hypothetical. The transcript has a single exon. The coding region runs from base 1 to 3801 and encodes 1266 amino acids. Lineage: Eukaryota; Euglenozoa; Kinetoplastea; Trypanosomatida; Trypanosomatidae. The record is from RefSeq and is a predicted model, not a curated record.
AUGAAUCGUCUGUCAAUUAUUCAUGCGUUUGAGACUGAGUCCACGUUUUUAGUCAAUGUCCCCGCAUCCAUUCUGCGCCAGCCAACAACACGGUCGCAGCCGCCACAAUCACGGGGCAGCGGCAGCGAUGCCGACCACGAGGCGUUUAUGUACGCACUUGCGUCGCCUACGACUUCCCCGCAACGCCCACCCUGCGAGGGCGACGAGGGAAAUGACAUGAGUGUCAUGCGCGUGAUGCCCAUCAACGGCUCUGAGACGUUCCACGCGAAAUUCCUCAUGCAGUGUGAGGCGUACUGCCGACUCUGCCGUCGGCUACGGCGCGCCGCGGAGUGGCUUCUGGUGAAGCAGCCACGUCAGCGGAAGCGCACUGCUGUUGCUGCCGACGGCGCCGCCUCUGACGUGGAUUGCCUCUCCCAAAUUGUCUACCCACUGGAGCCAACAGCGUUCGUCACAGCUGCAUUUUCGCUGCCGUCGCUGGUCUCGGUGGCCUCGGCGCUGCCGGAUGAGGAGACACCAACUAAACCAGGAGGCGGAGCAAAUGCAGCACGGAACCACGCCACGUCGUCGUCAGCGUCAGAAGUGCGCGUUGUGCCGUACUGUUUUUUUUACGGAUUCCCUCAACAAAAUGUAUUGCGUAAUGGUAAUGAUGGCGGUGUUGUUAGAACUGAGGGCAGUGCUGGAGCUGCGUAUGCAAAGACAGCAGGAGCGCCGCUGAUGGAGCGGUUUGCUGCUGUCGCCACUGCAGUUGGUGUCUGUGGGGCCGCUGCACCCGCUCACAACGCACAGCGUGUUGACGAUCGUACGAGGUGCGGUCUUACACUUGCGGCGUACCUCGAGGGCCGUCUGCCCCCUUCUGUCAGCAGCAGUGGUGGAGGCGCAACAGCAACAAUGACUGGAAGAGGAAAAGAAGGUAGUGGAGGGGACCCCUUUUCACGCUGGAGCGACGACAUUCUAUGGCGUCUUCUUGGCUCGUUGGUGUCGGCACUGACGGUGGCACACGCAGCUGGCUUUCAUUACCGCGGGGAACUGUCGGCAGAGGAUGUGAUUUGCUUCUCCCUCCCCAGUGAUGACAACAUCAGCGGCAACACUGCCUCUAUUAGUAAUCCAGCAGCGGGUGAGACAAACUGGCGGGGACAGUCACGGGCGGUGCCGAUUGGGCAGCAGCUCGCGGCGUGGACGGCUGCGGGUGAGCGACGCUGGGCCAUCACCGACACUACACCCGCGCAUCACGCCUUCUUCACACUCGCUACACUGCCGCGCUCGCUAUUCGAUGAGUUACCACGUGACCCCGCCAUUGGUGUCAACGUAAGGGCAACCGCGCAGCGCAAAGACACUGCGGCGGUUGGUCGCAUUCUUGUUGCUGUUGUCGAGGCAGCGAAGCGGCGGCGUGGGGCAUACGGAGAAAUGAGCUGUGCGGAGCUGCUGUUCGUUGCGGAGCGCAUUGCCGCCGUGGAUGGGGCCGGCUGUGCAGAAGCAGCAGCGGCAGCAGCAGCAGCAGUGCUUGAGACGCCGGCGCACCGCUUCGCUCAGCUACAGGCUAUACGACUGCGCAGUCAUCUUUGGCUGCUCCGGGUAAUAGUGCAGGAGCGCGAUGCACAACUCGCCAUGGCCAACUUCGACAAGAGCAGCUGCAAUAACACCGGGGCCAAGAACUGGAGUAACAGCUACACUGAGGCUGGGACGAACGACAGCGAGAGAGGCCGUCGCCUGCCAACACCUGCGUCCACGGGGCGUGAGGAAGCCCAGCUGGCGAAGCUACAGGAGCGGGAACGUAUACUCAGUGAGAGGGAGGAGAAACUGAACCGCUUCCUCGUGCUGUACGAGUUGACGGCCGAGCGGUUAGAUCGUUUACCAGUGGGAAAGGAAGGUUUUGACCGCCUUCGGCGGUCAUUGUUACAGACGCCCCGUUCUCAGGCAUCUGCAACAGCGAACGCAGGAGGAGGAGGAGGAUCGUCCACGCCCUCAGGGUCGUCGCCGGCUAGGAAGCCGUCUCAGAGAAACAAUCGGCGCUCAGUAGGUGCCGAUGCCGUGACGGCGGAUAGGACGCGCCCACUUUAUGGUCUCCUUCGUUUCUCAAAGGGCGAUUCGCCUUCUGUUGGUACUACUACUGCUGCUGCUGCUGCCACUGGGGCCUCUGCAGCUGCUAAUACUAUGGCUUCUAAUACUGCGAUGGGGUCGUCGAUGUCGCGCUCCUCUCCCGGGCUGCCAAGCAGAGGGAGGCGGACAAUGGAUGCGACACCGCACCAGGGCGGCCCAAGGGCUACAUCGGAGGGUGCGUCGCGGCGUGCCGUGGCCUCGUCCUACUCCUUAUCGAUGCUGCAUUCAAACUGGAGGGCAAUGGGCCAAUCGUUGGCCCGCGAGGGUGUGGGCUCCGCGGCGACAAACGCCAGAGUCAGCAGCACAUGCCGACAGAAAAGCACCUCGCCAGGAGCCUCGAGUCGCCUGCCGACCUGCCGUGUGGAUUCGCCGUCAGCCUUAGCCUCACUUACUGCUCCCACCGCAUCCUCCCUGGCGAAGGAACGCGCAAAUAUGCGAGUGCCGUCGGCGAAUGCCGGGUCCUCUGCUGCUGCUGCUGCUGCUGCGAAUGAGGUGCCACUACAGCGCCUAACUCCAACACGAGGCCGCAGGCGAACGCCUUUUGGAGGACAGACGACGUCCGCGCUGCUAUCGCCGGACGUCUCACCGCUUAUGCGCGUUGUGGACGACACCUCGUCUUUAAUGUUAUCAACCAGCUACAAAACACCGCCGCGACCGACGCUAAUGGUAACGCCGCCGCAGUCGAGCAACAGCCCAGGAGUAAACGCGUGGAGCAAAGUGGCGGCAUUGCGGUCGGCCGCAUCACGCGGCGAUUCGCCAGCCCAGCUCCAUGCCUCAAUCUCCCCACGCCAUUCGAAGAACAUGAACACCGCCUACAGCCCCGGCCCAGUGGCAAGUCAGUCGCCCUGCAACAUGACAAGGGGUAAGUCGCCGCGUUACACCCCUUCACUUUACGUCAAAGGCACCAGGGAGGCAACACCGACGCUUGAAGCAAACACAUCAGCAACAACAAAAACAGCAACCCUGAUGACUCCACCAAAGACAAUACCAGUGACAGGGACAGUAGGAACACCACCAAUGCAAUCACUGACGUCCAAGGGGACAGGAACACUUCCUCAGCAUGUACGUAGUGGCCCAACAAGGGAGGAACAUAACGGCGGCAAUGUGCAAGUGAUACGGAUGCAUGAUGAUAGCUAUGACUCAUUGCCACUGGAUAAUUCACGCGAUACCCCACUUGGUCGAAGUCAGGGCGGAAACACUACGCGAUCAGGCACUACAAGCAACCGUUCGCCUGGUGCAGCACGCCCCGUUUUUGGAGACACCUACGCGCCCACUGCAUUAUCCCUCGAUCUUUCCAGCAACACCCACGACAACAGACAGACGAGUGAAUCCCGGCAACGCUCACAGGGGCGCCAGCAGAGACGACAGGAGCUCGAAGGUGGCACGACGCCACGCACAUCGCGCCUUCGCCUCGCCGACGAUGGCUGGGUGGACCACCACCUGGCCGCACUGGAGCAGCUACGCUACGAUUUCAAGAAGUCAGAGGCGUCCAAGAGCGCGCGUAACACGCCCAACAGCAAGUCAAACACAAAAAAUAGCAGAGGGAAUUAUGCAGACGUGGCGGAACCGCCAACGUUGUCACCGGAACGCAGAAGUGCCGGUAAGGUGUCUGCGUGGGACGGCAGGAAUACGGGGCCCGAUGCUGCUGCUACUACCGCUGCCGCUACACGUGCCGCCAUCAACAGUACAGGCACCAUGUAUUGA